UGAGACGAUGAGCAGAUACACCAGUCCGGUGAAUCCAGCCGUGUUCCCCCACCUCACUGUGGUGCUCUUGGCCAUCGGCAUGUUCUUUACCGCUUGGUUCUUCGUCUAUGAAGUGACCUCCACCAAGUACACUCGGGACAUCUACAAGGAACUUCUCAUUUCUCUGGUGGCUUCCCUGUUCAUGGGGUUUGGCGUACUCUUCCUACUACUGUGGGUUGGUAUCUAUGUGUGACCAUAAAGCAGGAGCUGUUUGAGGUUCCAGGUAGAAGCCUUACUGAAGCUCCUUUUUCUAUUUUUGUACUUAAUGUGGCUCAUCACAGGUGGGGACUGUGUAACCAUGAGACAUGCUUGUAAUCCAAAGUGCCCUAACACCAGGCUGUAAUAAAGUUGGCUCUGUGAUG
Messenger RNA from Euleptes europaea (tarantolino), 401 nucleotides. RefSeq names its product transmembrane protein 258 (gene TMEM258). The record is from RefSeq and is a predicted model, not a curated record. Gene Ontology annotation, biological process: protein N-linked glycosylation. NCBI's taxonomy places the organism in Eukaryota, Metazoa, Chordata, Lepidosauria, Squamata, Sphaerodactylidae. The transcript is spliced from 3 exons. The coding region runs from base 8 to 232 and encodes 74 amino acids. Gene Ontology annotation, cellular component: membrane-bounded organelle.